This is a messenger RNA of Penicillium waksmanii, 903 nucleotides long. Its product is annotated as isopenicillin N synthase. Bases 1 to 903 code for a protein of 300 amino acids. Gene Ontology annotation, molecular function: dioxygenase activity. The record is from RefSeq and is a predicted model, not a curated record. The transcript is spliced from 2 exons. NCBI's taxonomy places the organism in Eukaryota, Fungi, Ascomycota, Eurotiomycetes, Eurotiales, Aspergillaceae.
AUGGAGACGACCGUUGCCACCAUUGAUUUUGACCCCUUUGAUCAUGGUUCGCCGGAUGAGAAGAAAGCCGUUGGCACCGCAAUUGCCGAGGCCUUUCGUCGUCAAGGAUUCUUGAAACUGGUCAACCACGGAAUUCCCCGCCAUACAAUCGAAGAGCUUUUCCAAUGGGCAUUUCUUCCUUCCCUUUCAACCCUCUUCAACCAGGAAUGUUUUGACCAAGGGGCGGAAGACGAUGAUCUCUACGCCAAUAUCUGGUUGCCCGAAGAUGACCUUCCAGGCUUCCGAAGCUUCAUGGAGGAGUAUUACCGGAUUGCAUACCGAUGCCAGCAGCGCAUUCUGACUGCGCUCGAACUCGGGCUUGAGAUGGCCCCGAAGACCCUCACGAGUCGUCACAGCCGCGCUGAGAAUGAGCUGCGGCUGACACACUAUCCCCUGGUGCCGGUUAAGCAGCUUCGCGGUGGCAACUGCACACGCAUCUCCGAGCAUACGGACUUUGGGACGAUUACCCUGCUGUUCCAAGACGCGGUCGGCGGCCUGGAGAUCGAAGAUCCGCUGCAGCCAGGGCGGUAUCGGCCAAUUGAGUCGACCGCGCUGGAUGAGAUGAUCGUGAACCUUGGGGAUUGUCUACAGCGUUGGACCAACGGCCAACUGCGGUCCACGCGCCAUCGUGUACAUAUUGCGCAAUCCGACCUGAGACGCCGACCCGAACGCCGUCCUUGCGGAGCGCUUCUCCGUCGCCUACUUUGCCAAACCCAAUCGCUCGUGCUCCAUUCAGUCCCUGGCAGCCGAAUGUCCGCCAGGGGAGCAGACGGUGGGCGAGUUUAUGUUGCAGCGAUCAUCCACUACUUAUGGGUAUGCUCAACUUUAGGUUUGCUCAUGCUACAUUAUGGGUUGAAAUAUUAG